Messenger RNA from Thermothielavioides terrestris NRRL 8126, 3187 nucleotides. RefSeq lists its product as uncharacterized. The coding region runs from base 391 to 2958 and encodes 855 amino acids. Gene Ontology annotation, molecular function: zinc ion binding. The record is from RefSeq and is a predicted model, not a curated record. NCBI's taxonomy places the organism in Eukaryota, Fungi, Ascomycota, Sordariomycetes, Sordariales, Chaetomiaceae. The transcript has 3 exons.
GCGGCCGGCUGCCUGGGGACCGCCCUACCGCAUUUAAGUACUCCGUACCCCUACAUGAUCCCUGCAUUGUUGGCGGCCGCGACCUCCUCCAUUCCAGGUUGUUGCCGAUUGCCUCAGGCUUCUGUGGUCGGUGCCUCUCCCCGCCAAAGGCCAAGGGCAUCUCCUCAUUUCCAUUUGAGCACGCUCUCCAACUCCAACAUUUGACCUCCUCCUCCCUUCCUUCUGCCACCUCCUCGCCAUAUUCAGAUCCGGGCGGCAGCAUCUCGCGGUGGAGAGCAGCCAGAGAUCGAGCAUCACUCGAACUGCCGGCAGCACAUGCAAUUGUAGUUACCUACCACCUGUCUGGGACCCUACCUGUCCUUACUUGCGUCGCCGUCCGCUAUUUGCACCAUGGCGUCCGCUGCGCCGAUCACUCCCGAUACGCCCGUCACCAUCAAGGUGAACCUCGAUGGCGUCGUCCGCCGCUUCAAGUUUCCUCUUCGCGAUGUGGGCAUCAACGUGCUCGAGUCCAAGCUGCGAACGGCCCUCGACAUUCCUGCUGACAGCGAGGCCGUCUUCGAGCGCUUCUCCGACUCGGCCGGGGCAUACGUUGUUCUGGACCAAGCCAACCCUGUCGUUUACAAACAGCUCUACCGUGCUGCCAAGGCAAAGCACAAGCUCAAACUCCGUGUCACUGUCAAGAAGGACGAACCGGAAGAGAAGGCAGCGCCCAAACCGGCCUCAGUGACGGACGAGCCCGAGGAGGAGACCCGCGCGAGUGUCGAUCCCACCGAUACUGAGGUCGAUUCGCGCUCGACGCCCAUCCCUGUCCAGCCGGAGGUCAACCCGCAGCCGGAGGUCAACCCGCAGCCCGCACCCGAAAUGAAGGACACGCAAGCCGACGAAAUCAAGCCGGCGGAGCGUGUAACGGAGGAGACGACGCCGCCUCCUGCCCCUCCUGCCUCCUCGUCGCUUACCGCACCGUUCUGCGCGGCGAGCUGCCCUGCUAUCCGUGCCAACUACGCUGUGUGCUGCAACAACUGCGAUCGGACGAUUCCGGAUUCUCACUACCACUGCUCUACCUGCGACGAUGGCGACUUUGACCUCUGCCAGGACUGUGUUGACCGAGGCGCCACGUGCAAAGGCACGAACCACUGGCUGAUCAAGCGCUUCCUCAAGAACGGCAUCAUCAUUAACAGCACAACGGAGCGCCUCGCUCCGAAGCCCAGGCCCAAACCUCAGCCGCCCCAGGCCCCCGGUUCGGCACCGGCACCGGCACCGGCUACGGCGUCGGCACAGCCGCGGGCACCGGUUGCCGCGGAGAGGAUCAUCCCGCUGUUCAACGAACCCGGGUUCUUUAGCAUGCGCACCUGCAACUGCUGUGUGGCGGAGCUGCCCGAGGCUGAAUUCCUCCAUUGCACCACCUGCGAUGACUUUGACCUCUGCAAAGGCUGCUUCGCCAGGAACCGUCAUGGCCACCACCCCAAGCAUGCCUUCGUCGCAGCGGUCCCGGGUACCAGGCUGGACCCCGAGAUCACCCGCCGUCUCGGCCCCGGCCGUGGCGAAGCCCACAUGGCCAUUUGUGACGGCUGUGACAAAGACAUCAAGGGUGUCCGCCACAAGUGCCUGGACUGCCCUGACUGGGAUUACUGCUCGGGCUGCAUCCUGAGCGCGCCGUUGAUCCACCCAGGCCACCGUUUCGUCCCCAUCUAUGAGCCGCUCGAAAAUGGCCUUGGCGCCCGGGCCCGCAGCAUGAACCGCGUUGUCCAUGUCGGCGUUUGCUGUGACGGCCCCUUGUGCUCGGGGGCCCGCAGCAACUCGUCCUACAUCGUUGGCGAUCGCUACAAGUGUGCUGUCUGCCACGACACCGAUUUCUGCGCCGCUUGCGAGGCGAGCCCUAUGAACAACCAUAACCGCACCCACCCAUUCAUCAAGUUCAAGACCCCGGUGCGCCACGUGACCGUGACCACGACGGGCGAGCACGCUGAUGGUCGGCCGAUUCCUACCAUGGGUGACCGGCCUCGCCCGCGUCCCGCCGCUGUCGAGAUUCGUUCCACCGAGACAAACGCGCCGGCGUCGCUGUUGAGCGGCGUCCAGACCGUCGUCGAUGUCCAGCCGUCGGUGCCCGCCAAGGUUCAACCGGGCAGACCUCUCGAGGUUUUCGAGGUCGACAAGAAGCUGGCUCAACUCAAGUUGGAGGAUCACGAAGACAAGACACGCGACGUCGCCGAGAUCAAGGAGGCACCGCCAGCUGUCGUGAAGCCGGUUUCUGCCGAUGAACUUGUCGCGACUUAUGUGCGGGAUACCGUCCAAGACGGAACCACCUUCGAACCCGAUCACGUGUUCGAACAGACCUGGGUGCUGCGCAAUGAUGGCCAUGUCGCGUGGCCCGCAGGGUGCUCGCUGAGGUUCGUUGGCGGCGACUACAUGGGCCACCUCGAUUCCAACCACCCAGCGGCGACUAAGGACGUCGAGUCCUCUUGCGAGUCCACCAUUUGCCAUGCAUCCAUCCAGCCCGGCGAGGAGUUCCCCUUCACCGUGCUGUUGAGGACCCCUCACCGGGCCGGCCGAGUCGUGUCCAACUGGCGUCUGACUACCAAGGAGGGAAUGCAGUUCGGCUCCCGUCUCUGGUGCGACGUUAAUGUAAAGCCGAAGCUUGCUCCGCCGCCGCCGCCGCCGCCGGCGGCAGUGACCGAACCCUUGGACGCUCCCAAGCAGGAGGAAGACAAGGAGGCUGUCCAGCCGGCGCCCAUCUCCCAGCCUGAGCACAGCCAGAUGAUCUUCCCCAAGCUUGAGAAGGAGUCGCCUGUCGCCAGUGUCCACGAGGACACCAAGGCCGAGCCUGCGCCGUCCGUGGAAGACGAGUACGAGGAUUGCGAGUGGGACGACGACGAAGAAGAGGAGGCUUUCCUCACGGACGAGGAGUACGAUGUUCUCGACGCCUCGGACGAGGAGUCCCUGUCCGGCAAGCAGAAGUAAGCCGCCGGUCAGUCUUCUGCGGGUUGUCUUGAUCCAGCGGCGUUUGGGGUCCGGCUCCGGAAUGAGUCGGCAGUGCUCGGCGUAUUUUUUGGCUGGGAUUUUCACGUCUCAAGGGAAACGGAUGCUGAUCUUGCCGUCACCGAUUUCGCUUGCUGAGGAAUUCUCUUUUAUCCCCUUUCCUUGUCGUGUUGGCUUUGGCCCAAAGCGGCAGGUACACAGGACCGCUCUG